Molecule: messenger RNA, 726 nt
Organism: Saprolegnia parasitica CBS 223.65
Lineage: Eukaryota; Oomycota; Saprolegniomycetes; Saprolegniales; Saprolegniaceae
Exons: 7
Coding region: 1-726 (241 amino acids)
Source: RefSeq, a predicted model, not a curated record
AUGCUCCUCUCAUCAUGGCGCAUGCUUAGCGCCUGCUCGCGCGAGCUCAGCCGCGAGGCCAUGCAUCUUCUCGAGCAGCACGUCUAUCGGCCCGCGCAGCAGCUUAGCUAUACGAUGCCGCCGCCCGAGACAUGUCCGUUGGCGACGGACCAAGUGCUCUUCUUGGACCACGAGGCACACAAGUACCGCGUGCACGCCAACCGCUGGAAGUGCGGGUACUGCGGCAAGCAAUUCCGUGGUGAGCCCUUCGUAGACCAGCACAUGGACGCCAAGCACACGGCCGAGGACGACCAUGGUUUAUGUUUGGCCGACUUUUGCGGUAUUCUCAACUGCCCGUCGGCCCGCGCGCAGGCCCGGCACGCCAAGUGCAGCCACAAUACAGUGUUUCGUCUGCGCCAGCAGUGCAAGACACUCUUUCAAGCAUGCUUCCCGUACGAAGCUCCGUCUGUCAACACGAUGCGGCGGUCCGAGCCGGCGUCCAACGUGCUUUUUGAGUAUGUGCGCGAAAACGUCUGCGAGGCCAUCACGUGCGAAGGAAGCUACGACGACGACGACGACACGUCGAGUCCGUUUUUCGCCGGCGUUAUCAUUGUGCUCAAGGUGCUUGGCAUGCUCACGCUCGUUGUCGCGUGCGUUCUUGUCCUGGAUCGGUACGGUCUCCCUUCUGUCUGCGAUGUCAGCAAUGUCUUUAGGCCCGUCCGCACCAAGCGGCAUCGACGUCACUAA